UAUUUGUCUUGAAUAUCCUGCUACCAAGGCUAAAGAAAAAAAAGAUAUUUCUCAGAUCAAAGCUUCACAAGAUACUAUACUUUCAAAUCAUAAUGCUGAUAUAGUUGAAGUUCCUAUUAUAAAAGAACAAGAAGUCUUAGAACCUAUUUCUUAUCCAAAAAAUAGUACUUUGCAUAAUAAUUCACGAAAUAAUCUUGAAAUUAGCUCUGCUGAGAAUGAUUUAAUAUCUAACUCAGAAAUUAAACAGCAAACUUAA
Molecule: messenger RNA, 256 nt
Organism: Funneliformis mosseae
Lineage: Eukaryota; Fungi; Glomeromycota; Glomeromycetes; Glomerales; Glomeraceae
Source: the annotation of a GenBank genome assembly